Molecule: messenger RNA, 4151 nt
Organism: Contarinia nasturtii (swede midge)
Lineage: Eukaryota; Metazoa; Arthropoda; Insecta; Diptera; Cecidomyiidae
Gene: Trim9
Product: E3 ubiquitin-protein ligase TRIM9
Exons: 10
Coding region: 1314-3572 (752 amino acids)
Molecular function (GO): protein binding; zinc ion binding
Source: RefSeq, a predicted model, not a curated record
UCGAAUUGGUCGUAUUUCAUUUGCCAAAGUGAAUACCAUUUAUUCGUUUGAUAAAAAUAGACUUUAAAUACCAAAAGAAAAAAAGAACUUAUAGAUUUUUCCACAGCACAAAAAUAACAUGUCAUUAGUUUUGUAUGGUGAUUACUAAAUUUAUCAGAACAAAUAAAUCUCAAAGUUAUUAAAAUAAAGACGAAGUUUUGUGUUUGUGUUACGCUGGUGUUUUUGUUUGAUUUUGGUAUUUUGUGUGUGGUUCUGUGUCUCGCAUCGUAGCCUCUCUACCGAAAAAUGGAUGAAGUAGUAUUUUGCAUGUUUCAGAUCUGUUUGUCGAAUGAAUUUGAGUAAAUGCGUUACGAACAAGAAGAGGGUUCCUUCCAUCACUCCCCGAUAUAAUUGCGUUCGGUUUUUCUGGCAUAAAUUUAGUGUGAAAAGGAUAUAUAUGUACUGGAUACAAUCCAAAGAAAACCAUAAACUCGAACACAUGCAGCGGGAAUGGGAAUGUUCUGCGUUGAAUUUUUUUUUCAUUUCGGCUGUUCAAUAGUUGAAAUGCUCGGAAUAUUUCAUCAGCAGUGUGUGUGUGUGCGUGUUUUUUCGGUGUUUUCAAGUGUAGCUAUGGCAAAGCAAUAAAUUUAUAUACUCACAACACAUUUGGUGCACGCACAAAAAUUAUAACGGGAAAAGUGUAAAUGACGACAUCGACAAAGUCCAUAAUAAUCAUGCGUUCAAGUGGGAUGAGUGCAAAUAAUUGUAAACAGUAGAGGGAAAAAAACGGACAGUUAAAUAACAAACACAAACAUUGCAGCACACAUACUUUUAAAUGACAUAUGGGUGUUGAAAAUUUCAAAUAUUUGCACGAACAAAAAAAAAAAAAAACAACAAACAUUCGACAUUUUUUCAGCUUCAACAGACGAACUAGCCAAACGAACAACAAAAUUGAAUUUUCGAUCCCCAAGAGUCCUGUGCAUUGAAGGGAAAAAGCAAAAAAAGAACUAGAGACAUAGAAAGAAUUCUUUCACAGAGAGAGACAGAAAUAAAGAAAGUACGUAAAAGGCAGUUGGGGUGACAGACACAGAAAAUUCGCCAAAGAGAAAAAGAGCGUUAGCGUCAAAUAUGGCGUUAAAGUAAAACGGAGUGUUCAAGACAAAAAGGCAAUAUAGCCAAAAAGAGUAAUAGAAACCGGAAAAGAGUGAACCAGGAAGUAAAUUACCAAAAUAAGUGAAAUUUUGUGUGUCAAAUUUGUGUUCGGCGCUUGUGUAUACAAAAAAAAGGGAAAAAAGGAGUGUUCGAUUAACGGAAUAAAGUGUUUAAAGUGUGCAAUGGAGGAAGAAUUACGGUGUCCGUUGUGUAAAGAGCUCUACUCAUCCCCAGUGCUAUUGCCAUGCUAUCACGGAUUGUGUUUAACAUGUGCAUUGGACUCUCAGGUACAAAUUGCGAAUAAUAACAAUAACACAACCAACACCAACACCGCCGCUGCCACCACCACCACCAACACAAAUAGCUCGACCACAAUUGUAACAGCUCAAGUGCAUCAGGUGCCAGCAAGUCAUCAGCCAUCACAAAAUCCAUCAGUAACAGUUUCAGUCGGAGCAUCAUCUACAUUGCCGCAAACCAAUUCAUCGUCCGGUGGUAGUACGGCAAAUUCAAGUACAUCAGAAAGUAUUUCAUCCGAUCAAGAUACCGCCGAUAAAGUAAGCAUUUUAAGUGAAGCCGAUUCGGGUGUGAUUUGUACAUCGCGUCCAAGUUCUUAUGCUGGUACACCAAAUUUGCAAGCAUUAUUAUUUCCACCGUCUGGCGGUGCUGUCUAUUCAUUAACAUGUCCAAUAUGCCGGAAAAUUGUGUUCUUUGAUGAUGGUGGUGCACAAAAUUUACCGAAAUUUACCGUGAUGGAAUCAAUAAUCGAUCGAUUUUGUGAACGUGAUGCGUUACGAUGUCAAAUGUGUGAAAUUGAACCAAAAAUAGCGACCGUUUUAUGUGAACAGUGCGAAAUACGGUACUGUGAACUGUGCCGUGAUCUCUGUCAUCCGCCUCGUGGACCUUUAGCAAAACAUACAUUGAUUGUACCGCGCGGUGGUGGAAUGGCCGCAUCGACAAUGAUUCGUGAAUCGGUUUGCAUCGAACAUUGCACCGAACCAUUAUCCGUAUUUUGUUUAACGUGUAAAAUAGCUUUAUGCCAACAAUGUUUAAAUGAUAAUCGACAUCAGUCACAUGAAAUUCAAUCAAUCGCCACAAUCUGCAAAUCACAAAAGACGGAACUUUCGCAUAAUCUGCAGCAAUUAUCGGAGAAAGCUAGAUCAACAACGGAAUUCAUUCAACGGCUCAAAGGAAUGAGUGAUAAAGUGACGGAAUCGUGUCAUGAAUACGAGCAAUUGAUAAUAAUGCAAUGUGAGGCCCUAAUACAAAUGAUUCAAGAGCGUCGUGAAUACCUGUUAGAAACCAUCGAAAUGGAUAAAGAGCAUAAAUUGCGUAUACUAAAGGAGCAGCAAAUUAAUUGUACAAGCAAAUUGCAACAGACUACAGGUUUGAUACAAUUUUGUAUUGAAACGCUCAAAGAGACUGACAAUGCAGCCUUCUUACAGGUGGGUUCGGCACUUAUAAAUCGCGUUGCCGACACUGAUGUGAGGUGGCAUCAAGAGGUUACAAAUGCAGCGCCACGCGUUUCACCCAUCAUCGAUCUCACGCUUGACGAUUUAUCAGUCAAACGAGCCAUUGACAAUCUUAAUUUCAUUCAAAUUAAAUCUGGCCGAGACUGUGACGAACGUGUUCAAACAGUUCCAUCAAUACCAACGAUAAUUCACGAGGAAUGUUCGACCGUAAAUAAUUCAGUGACGGUGGCUUGGAAAGCGUUAAAUCCAUUGUCAAAUGAUGGAUACGUGCUUGAAUUAGACGACGGCAGUGGUGGUGAAUUUCGGGAGGUCUAUUGUGGAAAGGAAACUAUCUGCACGGUCGAUGGUUUACAUUUUAAUUCAAUGUAUAAUGCACGUGUAAAAUCGUUUAACAGUUUUUGUGAGGGUGAAUAUUCUGAAACGAUUUGCCUGCAAACGGCCGAAGUCGCAUGGUUUACAUUCGAUCCGGAAUUGAGCGAUGCAAAUGGUAGCGGUUUAACGUUUUGCAAUGAUUUAUCAACGGUUUCAGUCGAUGGAUGGGAUCAUCGGGUUGCAUUAGGUUCAGUUGGUUUCUCGCGCGGCAUUCACUAUUGGGAAUUUACUGUUAAUAAGUAUACUGCCGAUACGGAUCCAGCAUUUGGCAUUGCACGAAUUGAUGUUGCCAGAGAUCAAAUGCUUGGUAAAGAUGAGAAAGGCUUUGCGAUGUACAUUGACCAUAAGCGUUCGUGGUUCCAGCACAAUUCGAUGCACGAGCGCCGUGUUGAAGGUGGCAUAGCGAAUGCAAGCACCGUUGGAAUUCUGUUAGAUUUGGAUCGACACACAUUAAGUUUUCUCGUCAAUCAAAUGCCACAAGGUUCAAUUGCAUUCCGUGACUUGUACGGUGUAUUUUAUCCAGCUGUCAGUUUGAAUCGUGGAACAAUGGUCACAUUACACACUGGUAUACCGCCACCCCAUAUGGAUUAUUUACACUAAACACACAUAUACGCACACAUUUGAUUGAUGUUUCAAUAUUAAUAAAUAAUUAUCGAAAUGGAAACAACUAUUAAGCAAACAUAAAACGAGUCGAACUCAAAUAGAGGGAAUAAAAUCGAGCUAGUUAAACAAAAAACAAGCUAUAUUCAUACACGAUACACAAAACAAUGUGUUCUUGUAAUAAAAUUGAUGUAUUACGCGUCUAUCAUCAUUCAAAACAACACGAGCUUUUUAAAUACACAUAACCCAGAAGCAUAUGUACAACGUUAUGAACGUUCACAAUUUUCAUUUCUAAAAUAUUUUUUUUUCUUUGAAAAGAAUAAACGCUAUGCUUGUCGAAUAAAAAAGGCAACAUUUUAACAAUGCAAUGAAUUAGCAAUAAUGUAAUGUUCAUUUUAAUCGCAUCGAAUUUUAAUCGAAGUGAAAACCAACGGAAUGGAUGGAAUCUGUAAUUCGAUAUCUAAUUGUUGAAUUGAAUUCAGUUUUUCUUCUUGAAGUAGAUAACAGAGCCAAAUGAACUAUUCAAAUACUAUCUAAUUGAGCUGCAAAACUAUUAUUAUAACAUUGAGAAUGUAGUGU